Heterobasidion irregulare TC 32-1 is the source of this 4408-nucleotide messenger RNA. RefSeq lists its product as uncharacterized. The coding region runs from base 1 to 4251 and encodes 1416 amino acids. The record is from RefSeq and is a predicted model, not a curated record. Gene Ontology annotation, molecular function: ATP binding; protein serine/threonine kinase activity. The transcript is spliced from 6 exons. Gene Ontology annotation, biological process: actin filament organization; actin cortical patch assembly; peptidyl-threonine phosphorylation. Gene Ontology annotation, cellular component: cytoplasm. NCBI's taxonomy places the organism in Eukaryota, Fungi, Basidiomycota, Agaricomycetes, Russulales, Bondarzewiaceae.
AUGAACCUGCUAUUGAUGGAUAUACCUGCAUAUAAAACACGUCAGAGGGGAUCAGCAGCUUCUCGAAGGUUACCGGACGAACUGUGCUCGUCUCGACAAAUAUCUUAUUCCUUAUGGAAGGAGAUUUCUAUGCAAAGAAGUUUCAGCGUCGAUAGUAGCGGCAACCUCUCCAGCGCUUUGUGCGAUGCGGAUCUUCGACGCUCCGACUUCUUUGACCAGGUUUUCGGAUUUAUCGUGGCUUCGAUUCCAGACGAGAAGGGGUUGGGCAUUCGGGGUGUGGGAGGCGUGAUGAUUGGCGAGAUUCCGGGCCAUGGGAUAGCCCAUGGCACCGAGACCUAUCCAGCCGAUCUGGAUGGGGCCUACGCCGCGAACAAGGGUACACUCGCCCCUGGCCAAACUAUUUCCGUUAACAAAUACACCGUCCAGGUCGACCGCUAUCUCAGCCAAGGUGGUUUCGCGCACGUCUAUCUCGUCAGGACACCGACCCCCGUCUACAAUACAACCCACCAUGUUCUCAAGCGCAUCGCAGUCCCAAACGAGAGCAUGCUGUCCGAGGUGAAGAAGGAGGUGGACAUCAUGCGCAUCUUGAAGGGCCACCCUAACAUAGUUCACCUAAUUGAUGCCGCCUGGCACAGGAUGUCAAAUGGCAUGUAUGAGGUAUUUAUUCUUAUGGAGUUCUGUGCAGGUGCGUGCCGUCGACGUCCGAUGCUUGUCGCCUCUCAUCGUACAGCAGGCGGCGGGAUCAUCGACAUGAUGAACAGACGUCUGCGCGAACGUCUCACAGAGGCAGAAAUAAUGCAGAUCUUUGUCGAUGUCUGCGAGGGCGUCGCGGCAAUGCACAAUCUCCGCCCAGCUCUUCUCCAUCGCGACCUCAAGGUCGAGAACAUCCUCCAAUCCUCAGCGACUUCAUACAAGCUCUGCGAUUUUGGAUCCGCGACCCCCGUUGCACCUCGGCCGCCCUCGAACACACAAGAAAUUCGUGCUUUGGAGGCUGACCUGAAUCGACAUACGACACUGCAGUAUCGUGCCCCUGAAAUGGUCGAUCCUUACUUGAGACGUCCGGUCGACGAGAAGUCAGAUGUCUGGGCACUUGGGGUAUUGUUGUAUAAGCUCUGCUAUUAUACAACUCCUUUUGAGGAACACGGUCCUCUCGCCAUCCUCAAUGUCCAGUACAAGAUCCCUCCUUAUCCAGUAUAUUCGGCUCAAAUGAAUGCUCUGAUUGGUUCCAUGCUACGCGAGCAUGGAGCCCAGCGUCCGACGGUCUUUGAAGUCCUCAAUAAUGUGCAUCGUCUACGUGGAACGAAAUCCCGAUUCGUUUAUGCCAUCCCUUCACGAGAACCGUUUGCUCAACGCCAUGCCGAGCUUCCUCCACCAAAUCCUUUGGACGACCUCGUCUCGUACCGAUCGUCGUCGUCCACAUCUAUUCCCCAUGCCCAAGCUUCGACGUCUCCCGCCAAGAACGCGGGCGUUCAAGCGCGCGAGAAAGUCCUUGAGGCCAUCGCUCCAAUGCGCCGUGGUCGUCCAGCGCCACUCCAAACGACUCAACGACCCACCAGCCCUUACAAGGCGCAGGAAAAGGAAAAUAACAAGCAAUCAAAUGCUGAGCUCGAUAUGGACUUUGCGGUCGAGGAAGAGGCUUCUUGGAAAGCAAUGAAGCAUGGUCGUGGUGCAGUACGCGGUCACCGGUCAGGAUUGACUAGUCCAGAAGCCUGGAAGGUGAGGAACCCUCCACUUGACGAUGCAUGGGACCUGGGGCGAGAUAGGGACAAGGAGAAGGAUAGAAACAGGAGAAAGACCUAUCAGGGCGAGCUCGCGGGCUUCGGUGACUCGUUCGAUGGCAUGCUCGGCUCUUCCUCAUCUGCGGCUGCCGCAUCAGCUUUGUUGAUGCCAGACCGGUCGGGCUCUAAGGCUGUCUCGAUACCAUCUCAACAGCCUUCAAGCACUGCCGGUCGAUAUGCUCCACCAAAAGCAAAGGAUGCCUUCGAUGGUCUCGGAUUCUCCCCAUCAGACAAGGCACCACCGCCCACACUUGCUGAAGCCUGGAAAGCCAAGUCUGAUUACUCCUCCAAUCUCAGCGUUCCUGCUCCAGCGUCCCGUCCUCCCAGCGCCCUCGCGCCCCGUCCAUCUCCCUCCCCUCAUCCACCCUCCCACGUGCCCUCGCCUAUACCUUCACCCAAUCUUGCCGCCGAAGACCGAUUCCCCUCGCUGGAGGAUCUGGAUCGCGCCUUGCUCUCUUCAGGUUCUAUCGCACUCCCUCUUCACUCCAAAUCUCAACCUCCUCUCCAAGCCACGCCAAUACACAAGCCUCCACCACUCGCAUCAACUGCGACAGCUGGUCAGACGUCAUCGCCGAGGAACAACUUCACCGGAGGGUUGAAACCCCCAGGCGCGAUCAGCAACACUCUUAGUCUUGCUCUGGGCGGGAGCAAAUAUGGCUAUGAUGGCGUGCGCUCGGAGCACGUCACAGGUGCUGCCAUGCGCGAGUCUCGUGAGGCGCGCAAACCCACCGUUGGGAGAGAGAGCCCGAAGCCUGUCCAAGCAACGCAUGUGCGCCCUCAGGUCACACGCAAACACCGCAGCGCUGCCUCCGUCAGAGAGCCUUCGAGUACCGCCGCCACUGCCCCAGUACCUGAAGUUCCCCCUACUACUGCACAGAUCCUCAGGCGGACAGAGCCUCAGGACUGGCUCACCGGUAGUGACGACGAGGUUCAUCAGCAGCCGCCCGGCACGCCUGUCCUGCGGGACUCACCCAGCAAACGCGCAUCGGUCAUCGAGCGCGAUCCCGUGGUGCAGAGCCCGCAGGAGGCAGUCGCUGACAAGUACCCAUCGCCGAAACGACAACCCAGUCCGCCGACCACACCCAGCCCGUCGCCUUUGAGGGCGAACACGCGCCGGAUGACGACGAGCAAUAGUCGUUUGCCGCAGAAGUCUAAACCAAAGCCGCUAGAUGGUCUCGAUGUUGCGUCCUCCACAAGGGAGAUUCUGAACAAGGGCGAAGCGUUGACCGAGAACUGGUCCCCUGUAGCCCCUGCGCGGCCCUCGAUGCGCAGGGAUAACUCAUCUAGCAGUGGAGGCAGUGAAGGUCCGGAGGACGUGAAUGGGUUUGUACCCGGUGAUCACACCAAGAAGGCGUUUGAGUUGAAGGAGAAGGUCGGUGAAACCAGGCGGAGGGGCAAGGGGCGACAGAGUUCGGUGCACGAUCUGGUAGAUCUGUGGGGCGGAGGAGCUAGCGUGGAGAAGGCCGCAUCCGGGCUCGUCAACGAGCUGAGCACGGACUCGCAUCAGAAACCUCAAGACGUCAAAAGACCAACGCCACUGCCAGCCACUGCCGCGCUUGUGUCGCAUCCGCGCUCAGUGUCUCCCUCUCCGCUUCUUUCACCCCUAGCCCCAGCAGAGCCGGUGACAAGAGCUUAUUCGCCCGGGCGUACAUCCCCACAGCAUCGGAAACAAACUACAAACACCGUAGAAUAUUCCAGUCCUCCGACUCCGGUCAGCCCUGUGCCAUCUGGUCGAUCUCGUCAUCAGUCUUUGUUCCUAUCCCCCGGCGUGGCUCCUAAGGUCCCUCCACAAACUCACGUCGAGAAGGUCAUGGCUCCAUCGACGCUCGCCCUUCCUCCUGACCCAAGAGCCCGCAGAAACGUCCGACGUACAUCGAUAUCUGACAUGGUGCAGAAGUAUGAGGCUAUGGGUGGGAAGCCGAUUGUCGUCCCUAGUACUCCGACGAAACCAUCUCACAUGAAGGUUGCAUCCCAUGGCACAGCAUCUCCCAUGUCAACUGGAAAUGGAACCACCUCGCCUAGCCGACCUCGACACAACUUUGGGCCCGGGCUCCUGCAGGGCAAUCCAGAUGAUGGGCCGUGGGAGAGCGACCCACCAAAACCACGGACGUCGCCUACCGCGUCGCGCAUUAUGCCUGUUGGAUUACCUGGUAUGGCAUCAGACAGGAAGCCGUCAGAGAUGCCUUCUGGUCGUCGGUCGCCGUUCAAGCCCGUGUCGACGGGUGGGCAAGCGACCCCAACCAAGACGCCACUGAAGACGCCUGUGAGGCCCAUCCCUGUGCGGACGGCUAGUCCUGCUCCAGCUGCGAACACAGGCGAGGAGCCGCCUAGGUCCGCGUCGCCUGAUAAGCCCUAUCAAGGCGUGGGGAGACUGAUAGAUCAGUGGCAGAAGAAGGCGAGCGAGCCAGAGGGGGAUAAGAAGGCAGGGUUUGCAGGACGGAGAGCGGGCGUUGUGGCCGGAAGGGGCCGUUAGGAGUUCCAUCUGGAAGGGCUUUUCUCUUUCUGCAUAUAGUCUCGAGUGGUGUGCGCUUCCAACAUCGCAAUUGACCUCACAGCAUUCAUAACAUAUACCCUUCCUACAUCGUCGUCACACAACAGUCGUAGAUAACAUUAUACAAAGCUUGAACCUG